AUGGCUGCCAUUAAUCUUGGUGGGAUAUCACUCCGAAUGCCAGAGUUAUCACAUGGUAAUGGAAAAAGAUGUGGGAAUUGUGUUAGUGUUAAGGUUGUGCCAAGAAAGAGACUUGUUUCUGUCGCUGCUUCUGCUGCUAAUUCAAUGCAGUCUUCAGCGAGUGUUACUGAUCAAAAGCCUGAAAUUGAGCUCGAAUUUAUUGGGCCGAAGCCAGAAGCCGAUGGGAAGUACCCGGUAGAGAGAGCCAAAGCAAUUAGUGGAGAGAAGUUGUUGAGGAACAUCAUGUUGGAUAACAAGAUUGAGCUUUACGCCACGUUCCACCAGGGGAAAGUAAUGAACUGUGGAGGUGGUGGAAGCUGUGGAACUUGCAUUGUGGAGAUUCUUGAUGGAAAGGAUCUUUUGAAUGAAAGAACAAAUACUGAACUUCGGUAUCUGAAGAAGACUCCUUCUAGUGUUCAUCUUUACACUCUGAAAUUGUGCAGAAACCUGAAUCUUGGAGGCUUGCAUGUCAAACAAUUGUUGGAAAUAAAGAAAACUCUGGCAAGUGCGAUCCCUGUGGUUGUAUCAGGUUGUGGUUCAGAGGAUACCGCAGUGGAAAAAAUGAUUAGAAGCAAUGCAUGGUCAAUGACUGAAGCCAACAGAACAUUAUGA
Molecule: messenger RNA, 651 nt
Organism: Dovyalis caffra
Lineage: Eukaryota; Viridiplantae; Streptophyta; Magnoliopsida; Malpighiales; Salicaceae
Source: the annotation of a GenBank genome assembly